This is a messenger RNA of Verticillium dahliae VdLs.17, 1899 nucleotides long. RefSeq lists its product as uncharacterized. NCBI's taxonomy places the organism in Eukaryota, Fungi, Ascomycota, Sordariomycetes, Glomerellales, Plectosphaerellaceae. The transcript has 5 exons. The record is from RefSeq and is a predicted model, not a curated record. Bases 1 to 1899 code for a protein of 632 amino acids.
AUGGCACCAAGCGCCACCAACGAUGGCCAUCAGGGGGCAAACGGGCAGACUGCCAAGCGGCCCAUCAAAAUCGCAGCUUGCUCUGGAGGCGUCUACGAUCGUAAAAGGGCGAUUCAUGACAUGGCAAAGAAUGAAGACGUCGAUGUCAUUACCGGCGAUUGGAUGUCUGAGUGUAACAUGACUCUCCGCGGCUCCGACAAGCGUGACCGACUCGCCCAGAAAAAGAUGUCUUCUGGCUCGACCGUUGUCGCCAAGGGGUACGAGCCGUAUUUUUUGGACGAGUUGGACCCUGCGAUUCCCCAUCUCGCGAGCCGGGGAAUCAAAAUUGCUGUCAACGCCGGAGCAAGUGACGUCCAUGGCCUCGCCUUGGCCGUCAAGGAGCUGAUCAUGAAACACGGCGUCGACCUGAAGGUUGGCGUGGUGGAUGGCGAUGAUGUGACUGACGCUGUCCUGGAUCUGUAUCAAAAGGGCGAAACGUUUCCCAAUCUCCCUGCAAAUAAGCCCAUUCAAGAGUGGGGGUUCGACCCUGUUUGCGCACAAUGUUAUCUCGGUGGCACAGGUAUUGCCGAAUGCUUCAGAAAUGGCGCAGACAUCGUACUUUGUGGGCGGGUCGCAGAUGCGUCGGUGACAGUCGGUGCUGCUAUGUGGUGGCAUGGCUGGACGCGCGAGAACUUGACCGAGCUGGCGGGCGCGCUAAUGAUUGGACAUAUCAUCGAGUGCAGCACCUAUGCCACAGGCGGCUACUACUCUGGGUUCAAGGACCUGAAGGGCGAGGACACGGAUAUGGGAUAUCCCAUCGCUGCCAUCGACGAAAAAGGAGAGGCCAUCAUCACCAUGGAGAAAGGCAAACAUGGUCUGGUCAACACGCAGACUGUCGCCAGUCAGCUUCUCUACGAGAUUCAGGGGCCUUUUUAUUACAACUCGGAUGUCACAGCCUCCAUCGAAGACAUGCAUCUCCAGGAAAUCGGCGAGAAUGCCGUGCACGUCUCAGGCGUGAAGGGUUUACCACCUCCUUCUACGACGAAAGCCAAGGGCGGCUGGCAAGCCGAGUUUCACUUCUACCUAACGGGACUUGACAUUGCUGAAAAAGCUGCAAUGAUUGAGCGCCAGACGAAGGCACUCAUGGGUGACCACAUAAAGCGCUUCUCCUGCUUGAAAUUCAUGGUGGCCGGGAAUGUCCCCUCUGAUCCGCAAUCCCAGGAAGAAGCCACUGUCGAUAUGCGAAUUUUCGCCCAGACGCGCGACCCAGAUCUGCUUUCGGGAAAUAACUUUGUCGAUUCGGAUCGUGGCUCCUUCGCGCGAUUCUGUAUCGAGAACCUUCUUCAGGGUUAUCCGGGUAGCACGAUGGCGCCAGAUAUGCGCACAGCCAUCGGAAGGCCAUUUUUUGAAUACUGGGUCAGCCUGCUGCCACAAAGCUUCGUGAAUGAGACGGCGCAUCUGCCAGACGGCAGAGUCCUGGACAUUCCGUCACCGGUGGUGACGAGAGAAUACGCGCGUGAGCAACCCAGUUACGAGACCGAUUCCCCUGCCAACCUUAAGAAGUUUGGGCCCACGACAAGAGGCCCUAUCGGCUGGGUAGUCAUGGGACGUUCUGGCGACAAGAGUUCCAAUUGCAACCUGGGCCUGUUUGUUCGCCACGACGACGAAUGGGAUUGGCUGAGGACCAUUAUGGGUACUAAACAGUUGAGAAGUAUGUUGGGCAAGGAUGAUGUUGGAAACCAGAUCGAUCGAUGUGAGUUCCCCAACAUUCGAGCGGUGCACUUCUUGUUGAAGGAUCAUCUGGACCGCGGUUUCAACUCGACCAGCAGCUUUGACAGCCUGGGAAAGAACCUGUGCGAGUAUAUUCGGGCGAAGCAUGUAGAUAUUCCCAACAUGUUCUUGGAGCGAGGAAGGAUUUAG